Pseudomyrmex gracilis is the source of this 620-nucleotide messenger RNA. RefSeq names its product histone H4. Gene Ontology annotation, biological process: nucleosome assembly. The record is from RefSeq and is a predicted model, not a curated record. Gene Ontology annotation, molecular function: structural constituent of chromatin; DNA binding; protein heterodimerization activity. Gene Ontology annotation, cellular component: nucleosome. The coding region runs from base 37 to 348 and encodes 103 amino acids. The transcript has a single exon. NCBI's taxonomy places the organism in Eukaryota, Metazoa, Arthropoda, Insecta, Hymenoptera, Formicidae.
GUUAGCGAGUGGUUCUAUAGUUCAGAGAAUUUCAAGAUGACUGGUCGUGGUAAGGGAGGAAAGGGAUUGGGAAAAGGAGGAGCAAAGCGUCACAGGAAGGUUCUUCGCGAUAACAUCCAAGGUAUCACCAAGCCUGCUAUCCGUCGUCUGGCUCGACGUGGUGGUGUCAAGCGUAUAUCUGGCUUGAUUUACGAAGAAACUCGAGGUGUACUGAAGGUGUUCCUUGAAAACGUCAUUCGUGAUGCUGUCACCUACACUGAGCAUGCGAAGAGGAAAACCGUGACUGCUAUGGACGUCGUAUACGCCCUGAAACGCCAAGGCAGAACUCUGUACGGAUUUGGCGGAUAAGCGAAGAGCUGUCGAGAUUCUAAACAAUCGGCCCUUUUCAGGGCCACAAAUAUAUUAAACGUUUGAAUAAUUCUUGUUCGCUAUGUUGAAAAACUCACCUAUUAUAACCUUAUUUUUGUGUUUGUUUUACUCGAAGUAAAAAUAGUAUUCGCGGAAAAUAUUAAUGUCUGCUAAGCGUUUUAAAUUUUGUUUUUGAGUUUUUAAAUUACGCUUUGUUUAAAAAAUGUAAAAAACUUGUUUUUAUGCAGUUUUUAUGUAUUGUAUGUGCUAUA